UUGACAUUUCAUUUUACAUUAGAUUACUUAUCAUCUCAAAUAAUUUUAAAUAAAAUGGAAGGAUUUGAAGCUCUUGAAGAUCGUAUAACAUCAAUGGAAUUAAAAGUGUUCGGAAAAAGAAAUCCCCAUAACUUUGAUUUUAAUACCAGUAUUCCUGUUACACUAGGUUUAGUUGAUGUGAACGUGCUAAUAUCAUCCGCAUUAAGUGGUCGUGAAACAAUUAUAUCAACAUUAACACGUUUACCAGAAUUGAAUGAAUGUUUGGAUCCAAAUUAUGAAGAAAAUUUAAUGAGUUCGGAUUCUAAAAUGGAAUAUGUACUUGCUAUGGAACCUGAAAUAAAAUCAAUUGCUGAACAAUUAAAAAAUAUUUCAAAUUCCUUACCCGUAUUGGAUUCGGAACCCAUAAAGAAUGUACCAAAUAACUGUGAUAAGUUGAAUAAAGUGGCUUAUAGUUAUUUGGAAAUAAAACAAGAGCAUGACAGUGUUUCAAAUAAUAUUAUCGAAGCGAUUCAGAAAUAUAACGACAUUAUGCAUUCUAUUACGAAAAAUUUAAGUCAAUUAGAAAGUACUAUCACGGAAUUGGAAAUUGCAAAACAACCAAAAGUUGUAAUUGAAUAA
Messenger RNA from Chrysoperla carnea, 618 nucleotides. RefSeq names its product dynactin subunit 3-like. NCBI's taxonomy places the organism in Eukaryota, Metazoa, Arthropoda, Insecta, Neuroptera, Chrysopidae. The transcript has a single exon. Bases 55 to 618 code for a protein of 187 amino acids. The record is from RefSeq and is a predicted model, not a curated record. Gene Ontology annotation, cellular component: dynactin complex. Gene Ontology annotation, biological process: cytoskeleton-dependent cytokinesis.